AUGAUAUGGAGGGGAUUGGAACACCUGAAUCACAUGAUACGGAGGGGAUUGGAACACCUGAAUCACAUGAUUGGGAGGGGAUUGGAAUACCUGAAUCACAUGAUAUGGAGGGGAUUGGAACACCUGAAUCACAUGAUAUGGAGGGGAUUGGAACACCUGAAUCACAUGAUAUGGAGGGGAUUGGAACACCUGAAUCACAUGAUACGGAGGGGGAUUGGAACACCUGAAUCACAUGAUAUGGAGGGGAUUGGAACACCUGAAUCACAUGAUAUGGAAGGGAUGGGAACACCCGAAUCACAUGAUAUGGAGGGGAUUGGAAUACCUGAAUCACAUGAUAUGGAGGGGAUUGGAACACCUGAAUCACAUGAUAUGGAGGGGAUUGGAACACCUGAAUCACAUGAUAUGGAGGGGAUUGGAACACCUGAAUCACGAUUGGGAGGGGGCGGGGACAAC
Molecule: messenger RNA, 453 nt
Organism: Staurois parvus
Lineage: Eukaryota; Metazoa; Chordata; Amphibia; Anura; Ranidae
Source: the annotation of a GenBank genome assembly